AAAAGAUAUGUGUCUGCAAAAUCUCUUGUCAAUCCUCUGUUUUGUCCUCGCCAUUAGCUUCGGCUACGUGUCUGCACAAAAAUGCGUGGAUUCAAUGUUUUUCAGACCCAACGGUACUUAUGACACAAACCGUCAUCUCAUUCUCUCAAACCUUGCUUCCAACGUGAGUUCUCGAGACGGCUACUACAACGGUUCUGUCGGUGAAGGCCCUGAUAGAAUCUAUGCGUUAGGUCUCUGUAUCCCAGGGACUGAUCCAAAGGUCUGUGAUGAUUGUAUGCAAAUCGCAUCUACGGGUAUAUUACAAAACUGCCCGAACCAGACCGACUCAUACGACUGGAGAUCCCAGAAAACACUCUGUUUCGUUCGUUACUCCAACAGCUCGUUUUUCAACAAAAUGGAUCUAGAGCCGACAAUGGUUAUAGGAGAUCUAAAUAGUGGACUAUUCCAAGGGGACCUUGCAGCUUAUACAAGAACAUGGGAGGAGUUCAUGAACUCUAUGAUCACCAGAGUCGGUCGAACUCGUUACCUGGCCGAUAUAUCCCCUCGGAUAGGUUCUGCUCGUAUAUAUGCGCUGAUGCAAUGUAUUCGAGGGAUAUCCUCUAUGGAAUGUGAAACUUGUAUUCGAGAUAAUGUGCGUAUGUACCAGAGUUGCUGCAAUGGGUUCAUAGGAGGAACUAUUCGCAAGCCGGUCUGCUUUUUCAGGUGGGAUGGUUCUGAAUAUCUUGGUGCCUUUGGUGACACGCCAUCGCUACCUCCACCAUCUCCAGAUGGGAAAACAAUAUCUACGGGAGCUAUUGUUGCAGUUGUUGUCUCCGUGGUUAUAUUUGUAGUGCUGCUCGCUUUAGUAUUGGUCAUACGGAAGAGAAGACAAUCGUACAAAACACUAAAACCUAAAAUUAUUGCAGCUGAUGAUGACAUGACAAGUCCACAGUCUCUGCAAUUUGAUUUUAUGACCCUCGAAGCGGCAACUGAUAAAUUUUCGAGGAAUAACAAGCUAGGUAAAGGUGGGUUUGGUGAAGUUUACAAGGGAAUGUUACCAAACGAAACAGAAGUUGCGGUGAAGCGGCUAUCGAGUAAUUCAGGACAAGGCACACAAGAGUUCAAGAACGAGGUUGUAAUUGUGGCUAAGCUUCAACAUAAGAAUCUUGUUAGGCUUCUUGGGUUUUGCUUAGAAAGAGAUGAACAGAUACUUGUCUACGAGUUUGUUCCCAACAAGAGCCUUAAUUAUUUCCUCUUUGAUCCAACCAAGAAGAGUCAGCUAGAUUGGAAAAGACGGUACAACAUCAUAGGAGGGAUUACGCGAGGGCUUCUCUAUCUUCAUCAAGACUCGCGGCUAACCAUCAUACACCGUGACAUCAAAGCAAGUAACAUUCUUUUAGAUGCUGAUAUGAACCCUAAAAUAGCGGAUUUUGGAAUGGCAAGGAAUUUUAGAGUGGACCAAACUGAAGACAAUACAAGAAGAGUUGUUGGAACUUUGUAAGUAUUCUAAUUAAAAUUCUGCUUCUGUUUCUGAUUAACAUAAAAUAUUUCAUCUAUAUAUUUGCAGCGGUUACAUGCCUCCAGAGUAUGUGACGCAUGGCCAGUUCUCUACCAAAUCUGAUGUUUAUAGCUUUGGAGUAUUGAUUCUGGAGAUUGUUUGUGGCAAGAAGAACAGCAGCUUCUAUAAGAUAGAUGAUUCUGGUGGCAAUUUGGUGACACAUGUUUGGCGGCUUUGGAACAAUGACUCACCUUUAGAUCUCAUCGACCCUGCGAUUGAGGAAAGCUGCGAUAAUGAUAAAGUCAUAAGAUGUAUCCAUAUCGGACUUUUAUGUGUUCAAGAAACUCCUGUAGAUCGGCCAGAGAUGUCUACAAUAUUUCAAAUGCUUACUAAUAGCUCCAUUACUCUGCCUGUGCCUCGACCACCUGGAUUUUUCUUCAGGAACAGAUCCAAUUUAGACCCUUUAACUUAUGGAUCCGAGCUGGGGCAAUCGAGCAGCAAAUCUAUUCCUUAUACUAUAGAUAGUGCGUCAAUCACUAGAGUCACUCCUCGGUAAAAUGAUUGCUUUUGCACUAGUCCGCAGCAUUUUCCUUGCAGCACAAGCAACUUCUAUGUGUAAAGAAGUUGAAGAUCAAAUUUGUUUUGUACUAAACUACUAAUGGGUACAUAUAUAUAAUACCAAACUUCUGUCUAGGUAGAGUACUACUAGUCCUUUCCUG
Messenger RNA from Arabidopsis thaliana (thale cress), 2196 nucleotides. It is a transcript of the gene CRK32, whose product is annotated as cysteine-rich RLK (RECEPTOR-like protein kinase) 32. Gene Ontology annotation, molecular function: protein serine kinase activity; ATP binding; protein kinase activity. Lineage: Eukaryota; Viridiplantae; Streptophyta; Magnoliopsida; Brassicales; Brassicaceae. Gene Ontology annotation, biological process: response to oxidative stress. The record is from RefSeq and is marked reviewed. The transcript is spliced from 5 exons. Gene Ontology annotation, cellular component: membrane. The coding region runs from base 8 to 1480 and encodes 490 amino acids.